Molecule: messenger RNA, 4014 nt
Organism: Symbiodinium pilosum
Lineage: Eukaryota; Dinophyceae; Suessiales; Symbiodiniaceae
Source: the annotation of a GenBank genome assembly
AUGCAGGCAACAUUUGCAGCGGGAACGCGUCUGGGUGAUAUCGGUGCGCCGCUGCAAAGGGUUGGCCAGGCGAUGUUGAAUCUGCCGGACAUUGAUCGCCAGACGCUCGCCGGAGCGACGGCUACCGCAACACACGGUACUGGCAUUGCGUUUACCUGCCUGUCUGGCUUUGUGACAGCAUUGCGUCUGAUUACGCCAAGUGGUGAAGCACUUGAUGUCAGUCCCUCGUCAAAUGCUGAUCUUUUUGCUGCAGCCCGGGUGAGUCUGGGUGCGCUGGGUAUCGUUACACAGAUGACGCUGCAGAAUCGCACCCCGUACAAAUUGAAGGCGAAGAACUGGGUACAACCUAUAGAAGAGGUUUUAGAAACCUUUGAUGAAUCGGCGGCGAACCAUCGGCACUUUGAGAUGUUUCCGUUAACUCAUUCAGACUACGCACUCACUCUGGCCAUCGACGAAACGGAUGAAGACAUCAAUAAUCCGCCACCGUCACCGGAAGACGAGGCGGCUUUUGGUGAAGCCAUGGCUUUCUGGGCAACCCUGCCACCCAAAGAGCGCCUGCCGCAAAUCAACGCGCUGGCCGAGCAGAUAGGACCCACAGAGGCGAUUGAUGAGUCUUAUAAAAUACUCAGCAACGUUCGCAACGGGCGCUUUAAUGAAAUGGAAUAUUCAGUACCGCUGGAGGCCGGAGCGGACUGUCUGCGCGAAAUUCUGCGGACCAUUAUCGAUAAAGAAAUCGAUGUGGUUUUCCCCCUCGAAUAUCGCUACGUGAAACGUGACGAUACCUGGCUGAGUAUGAGUGCCGGGCAUGAAGAUCACGCUGCGAUUUCGAUACACCGUAUGGCGGGCGAGGAUUUUCGACCCUACUUUGAUCUCAUAGAACCCAUUUUCUGGAAGUAUGGCGGGCGAAGAUUACUGAAAAGCUUAGUGGCUGCUGGUGUUGCCGGCAGCAGUAAUGUGUUGUGGGCGCCGGGCGCAAUGGCAACAACACACAAUGCAGGGCACAACAGCUAUUUCUCUGCUUUGAAUGAGAUGCUCAAACGAGAGGGUCCGGGGCAUCCUGUGAUGUUGAUAGACACUGCUCGGAUGAUGCAUAACAUAUCGCGCAUAACGCAAUCUGUUGGCGAUCAAAAGCGCUAUCGCGUUGUUGUGAAAUCACUGCCCUCGGUGCCCCUGCUGCGGGAAGUCAUGGACAAAGCAUUUGCUCGACAGCACGGUCUGCGUCUUGGUAUCAACUUUGAAAUUGAUGUCGGUUUGCAUCGUGGUGGCCUGGCGCAGCCGGAAGUGUUGAGUGAGUGUCUAGCCAUCAUUGCCGCUGAUGAUGAGCACUUACAUUUCACCGGACUCAUGGGUUACGAGCCUCAGUUGACUGGUCUGAAAGCAGAUCUGUCGCAUCCCGCCGUAGUGGAGGUGCUGUCUAUCUACCGUGGCUUUAUCGAUCGCGCUAAACUUGCUGGCUAUGAUCCAGAGAAGCUGGUGUUAAACGGCGCAGGAAGCCAUACCCUGAAGAUUUAUGAGAAAGAUAACACCAUGAACGAUCUGUCAGCCGGUUCCGGCGUGGUCAUGCCAACUGACUUUGAUACGUUCCACCUCACUGACCAUCAGCCAGCACUUUUUAUCGCAGCGCCAAUUUUGAAGCGGUAUCAGCAGAACCCAUUUAUGGAAAAACCACCAACAGGCAUGGAGCAGGUGUAUUACAUUUACGGCGGAUAUUGGAAGGCGAAUAUGGUUUCACCACAACCGGUGGGUGAGCCCAUUUAUCAAAGUACUAAUCAGAGCCCGAUACUCGCCAGUGCGGAUCUGAAUCUGCAGGUGGACGACUAUAUGUUUUUCCGGCCCACACAGAGUGAAUUUGUGAUGCUGCAGUUCGGUGAUUUGCUGGCCGUGACUGACGAACGUAUCAGCCAUCAAUGGCAGGUCGGCGUUGGGCAGGCCGGGCUGCAGGGUGGCACAGAAUUCCAGCAUGAUGCCAUCGGGUUGCGCUUCAGGCGCAUCGUUGAACCAGAAGAAAGCCAGUUCGCUGCCAUUUCCCAUAUCAAAAAAGAAGUGUUGACCAUAUCCUUCAAGGUCAAAACCUUUGGUCAGCUUCAUUUCCAGAACGUUGGUGUAGAAGUCUACCGUACGUUCCAUAUCUUUACAGACAAGUACUUCACGUAUACGUUCUUCAACGUCAUCAAACUCCAGUCGCAGUGCCUUGCAGCAAACGGCGUGGAGAUUGUAUCCCAUCGUAUGGUAGGUCAGUUCGAGGAUGUCUUCAUCGCUGAGAUGGCGGUGAAGUUCCUCAAACAAUUCAUCAGAUGCACGGCCACCCUGCAGAAUAAGGGCGUCAGCCCAGGCAAGCACGGCGCGUUCUUUUGCAUCAAACGCAUCACUGAUUUCCCAGUGUCUGAUGUCGUUAAUCUGUUGUUCGGUUACCCCGAAACGACGGGCAGCUUUACAAUGCUGGGAAAAGACGAACUGGCUGCCCUGGGUGAAGCCGGCACGCAUAAUGGCCAGUUCGCGAACCUUACCGUCCAUUUUGCUGAUACUUUCCUGGGCAAACAUGCCAAACAUGCCGAAAUGGUUGGUGGCGUGUUCAAAAAUAUACGGCACCAGAGCGAACACACUCCACCAGUUGCCUGGCGUGCCGGUAGCUGUACCGGGCUCUGUUACGGGGUCGCGUUCACCAAACAGGCGUUCGUAGAAUUUGAGAACUUCCGGUGCUAUCAAUGGUAUGUCAUUUUUGUGCUGUUGCUGGCGCAGACCUUUUCUUUUCUCGAUCGUAUGAUCAUGGGGCUGCUGGUUGGACCAAUACGUGAGACUUUUGAAAUUUCUGACACGCAAUACAGUCUGCUCGCUGGAUUGGCGUUCUCACUGUUCUACGCGGGUAUGGGUUUGCCCCUUGCGCGCAUUGCCGACAGUAAAAACAGGCGCAAUCUGAUUUCUGCAGGGAUAGCUGUGUGGAGCUUCAUGACGGCAAUCUGCGGCCUUGCUCAGCAAUUCUGGACUUUGUUUGUAGCGCGGGUUGGCGUUGGAGUAGGUGAGGCCACGCUGGGUCCAGGCGCUUAUUCGAUGAUUACUGACUAUUUCCCGAAGUCGCAGUUGGCACGGGCACUUUCUGUUUACACCCUGGGUGUCACUUUAGGUUCUGGUUUUGCGUAUAUGUUGGGUGGUGCCGUGGUUGCCUAUGUGCAGACCCUUGGUCAGAUAACAGUGCCGCUCAUUGGUGAUGUCUAUGGCUGGCAGCUGACGUUUUUUAUUGUGGGUCUGCCAGGUCUGAUCGUCGCUUUGUUGAUGUACACCACGGUUAAAGAACCUGAGCGACGUGGGGUGGUGAUUGGAGACACACUUUUACCUGUUGCACAGGUUGUCGCUUAUGCCUGGCAGCGCCGUCGUGCGUAUGGCUGCCAUAUCUUUGGCUUGUCUACUUUUAUCAUGGUGGUUUAUGCGUUAAAUCUGUGGGGGCCAACCUAUUUUAUACGCACGUUUGGGUACGAUGCUGCUCAAGCGGGUUGGACGUUUGGUCUGUUGAUGUUGAUCGCUGGUAGUGCGGGCCUGUUGCUGGCGGGUUAUGUGGCCGAUGCAUGGGUUAAACGCGGCGUUUCAGAUGCCUAUGUGCGGCUUAUCCUGAUCAGUAUGGUCUGUAUGACACCCUGUGCGAUUGCGCUGGGCUUUGUGCAGGAUGCGACGGCUGCCAUUGUUGUCAUGUCUCUCGCGGUGUUCUUUUCUGCUUUUCAAGGGGGCAUUGCGGGUGGCACGCUGCAGUUGAUGACGCCAAAUCGGAUGCGUGGGCAGAUGAUUGCAGCCUACCUGCUCGUAGCGACGCUGAUUGGAUUAGGCUUUGGCCCCACCGUCAUCGCAGCCACGACAGAUUUUGUAUUUGGUUACGAUGAAGCGAUUGGCAAGUCGAUAGCACUGUGUGCCGGGAUUCUUUGUCCAGCAGGUGCGCUGAUCCUAUGGUUCGGUUUAUCACACAUUCGUCAUGAGAUUGAAGUUCAGAACGACGCCGCUCUUGCAGAACAGUCGACUAGCGCCUGA